UCAAUCUAGGCGUGUUUCCUGCUCCCAUUCACAAUCCUGCUUUCCGCCUGGCGCAGAAAAUUCCGCGAGUACUGAUCAAUCAGUAAUUUAUCAUCAUUAUCACAAAUUUCAUUUUAGCGUUUCUGGAGCCUGGUCCACUUUCCAAGGGAGGAAAAAAAGAUCUCAGUGAGUGUAAAUGUAUCCACAGUAUGUGGACGGGAUGAUGCAUGUUUACUGCGCUAAUAAAUGACAUGACAUGAAUGUCAGUCGGUCAAGGUCCAGUCUCCAGCUGUGCCUGAAGGAUCUGUUUCAUUUCUUUCAGUAUUGUUAUUAAACGAGAUUUUCGGACUCCUUGGAGCACUGGCAUGGGAAAUGCGUGUCGCUGGAAGAGGACUGUGUUAGAUUUCCCUAAACAUUUCACACUACCAACUGAGGAUUCAAAGCCAGGCAGGGAUCCACAGCGUACAGCCUGAUCGCCGCAUGUCCUACAACCCUGAGGAGCAACUGCUCGGAUGACCGAAAGCCUCCUGAACAUGUGAAUCCACGAACAUGUUGGGUUUGUGAGAAAGAAAAUGCAAAAAAGCUCCCAAAUUGAGACUUGAAGUGUUGAAGGCUGUCAUCGUUUGCUUUGUUUUUACAAGCCACUGAUUCAUAUCGCAACCCGCAGUGAUUAUUGAGAAAGACAAGACAGCACAGGACCUUUAAAUCAUUGCUCUGAAAUACUAGUUAUAAUAAAUAAAUACAAAAUCUAUCACCAUGUCGGCCGUCAUGAUUUCGAAAAAGAUGACCCGAAAAUGGGAAAAGCUGCCAGGAAAGAACACUUUCUGCUGCGAUGGCCGUGUGAUGAUGGCAAGACAGAAAGGAGUGUUUUACCUCACCCUCUUUCUCAUCAUCGGGACCUGCUCUCUCUUCUUCGCAUUCGAGUGCCCGUACCUGGCUGUCCACCUUUCUGCAGCUAUCCCUGUCUUUGCUGUGGUUCUGUUCCUCUUUGUCAUGGCUAUGCUGUUGAGGACCAGCUUCAGUGACCCUGGUGUGCUUCCCCGCGCCCUACCUGAGGAAGCCAACUUCAUUGAGAUGGAGAUUGAGGCAGCUAAUGGCAAUGUACCGGCUGGACAGCGUCCUCCUCCCCGCAUCAGGAACGUGCAGAUCAACAACCAGAUUGUCAAGCUAAAGUACUGCUAUACCUGCAAGAUCUUCCGCCCUCCUCGUGCUUCCCACUGUAGCAUCUGCGACAACUGUGUGGAUCGCUUUGACCAUCAUUGCCCAUGGGUUGGAAACUGUGUCGGGAAGAGGAAUUACCGCUACUUCUAUCUAUUUACACUCUCUCUCUCCCUCCUUACCAUCUACAUCUUCACCUUCGACAUCGUCCAUGUAGUACUACGAUCAGUGGACUCCGGAUUUGUGAACACUCUUAAAGAAACCCCUGGGACUGUGGUGGAGGUGCUGGUCUGCUUCUUUACACUCUGGUCAGUUGUGGGACUGACUGGGUUCCAUACAUACCUGAUCUCCCUCAAUCAGACCACAAAUGAAGAUAUUAAAGGAUCGUGGUCAGGGAAGAACCGUAUCCAGAACCCAUACAGUCACAAGAACAUUAUAAAGAACUGCUGUGAGGUCCUCUGUGGCCCAACUUACCCUAGUGUGUUGGACAGACGAGGGGUGAUGCCUGUAGAACCUUCUGUCUCUACUUCUUCUGGUGCUUCUGAUGUCACUGCCACCACAAACACUCCUGCCUUGCCUAACACAAAAACUACAGCUCCUCUGAUUCCUAAUGAACACACUCCAGAUGAGGCCAAGCUCGGAAUUGGGAAUUACCAAAAAAACACAGCCAGCACCCCGAAAGAAGAGAAACCAUCUAGCCCAAGAGACUUAUCCCCUAAAGUUGGCCCUACCCCCAUCGUUGUCAAGGAAUCAGCCCAUUAGAUCGCUGCUGCAAAUCUCUGUUUCAUUAAUAAAGGUGCAUAUUUGAACGAUCUGAAUGGCAGGCUCUGAGAGAGACUCUGAUUAUCAGAGCAGCAUCUAUUCCUCACUGUCCAUGUUCAGGUGAAGGUCAUAUGAACUUUGGAUGCUUUGCUGCCGAAGGUCUGGUGAUAUCACAGGACUCUCACUCUUUCUCUGAAACGCUGCAUGGCAGAACCAUACAACAGACAAAAAAAAUCAAAUGGAUUGUUUUGCUGAUCGUCUACUUGCAAUGCUUUCCUUCAAGCAGCAUUUCUCAAUGGCCAUUUUUCAUGAAUGAACGUUUCAUUUGAUCUAAUGCAUAACAUCUGUAGAACUGGGUGCAGUGGUUGGUGAAACAGGUCCUAUGCAACGCAAACAUUUGGAGGAGUGUUUAUUUGAAAGAGAGACAAAAAGCAGUGUACUACAUUCAAUCUGCAUACAAACAGGUGAAUUUAUGUCCCAGCAGCAGAGAGGGGCCAACUGGAUGCCAUUUUCAAACACCCAUGAUUGUCAUUUGCAUUAUUUUAAACUUUAAAUGUCUUUGUUUUCUUAAAUAUCAUUCACCAAAGUGUGGCGCUUUACAGAAAAACUCUUAUCAACACAAACAGUGUAGAAAUUGUUUUUGAUUAAUCUGUGAUAAAGGACACACUAACACA
This is a messenger RNA of Silurus meridionalis, 2573 nucleotides long. It is a transcript of the gene zdhhc9, whose product is annotated as zinc finger DHHC-type palmitoyltransferase 9. Gene Ontology annotation, biological process: peptidyl-L-cysteine S-palmitoylation; protein targeting to membrane. The record is from RefSeq and is a predicted model, not a curated record. The transcript is spliced from 9 exons. Gene Ontology annotation, molecular function: protein-cysteine S-palmitoyltransferase activity. NCBI's taxonomy places the organism in Eukaryota, Metazoa, Chordata, Actinopteri, Siluriformes, Siluridae. Bases 736 to 1899 code for a protein of 387 amino acids. Gene Ontology annotation, cellular component: endoplasmic reticulum; Golgi apparatus.